Molecule: messenger RNA, 1548 nt
Organism: Thlaspi arvense
Lineage: Eukaryota; Viridiplantae; Streptophyta; Magnoliopsida; Brassicales; Brassicaceae
Source: the annotation of a GenBank genome assembly
AUGGCCUUUCUGAAACACAGUACUGUGGUCAUGAUAGCAUGCGCUCUGCUGGUUGGGCUUUUCGUUCUGCAGCACCGUGGCACAAAUAAAGUUGCCUUUUUAUUUGCACCUAUAAUGAUCGUGUGGCUGUUGUCAAUUGCAACUGUUGGCGUGUACAAUAUUGUGACUUGGAACCCCAGUGUAUACAAAGCUUUAUCUCCCUACUACAUUUACAUAUUCUUCAGAGAGACGGGAAUAGAUGGAUGGCUAUCCCUUGGAGGCAUUCUUUUAUGCAUCACAGGAACGGAGGCUAUCUUUGCUGAACUUGGCCAAUUUACAGCUACAUCUAUAAGGUUUGCGUUCUGUUGUGUUGUCUACCCCUGUCUUGUGCUUCAAUACAUGGGCCAAGCUGCGUUUUUAUCAAAGAAUUUUUCUGCUCUACCUACAAGCUUUUAUGACUCCAUUCCAGGGCUCGCCUGCAUGACUCUAGCCUUUGUGACAACUUGGUUGAUGCCUCUCAUCAUCAACUUUGUCUGGAACCGUAAUAUCGUCUUCUCCGUCCUCUUCAUCCUCUUCUUUGGGACCAUAGAACUCAUCUUUGUUGCAUCGGCCUUGGUCAAAAUCCCUAAAGGAGGCUGGAUCACUCUCCUCCUUUCGGUCUUCUUCACCUUCAUCACAUACGUAUGGCACUAUGGCAGCAGAAAGAAGUACCUAUGCGACCAGCACAACAAGGUCCCUAUGAAAUCAAUCCUAAGCCUCGGCCCGAGCCUAGGGAUCAUCAAAGUCCCCGGGAUGGGUCUUAUCUACACAGAGCUAGCCAGCGGCGUUCCCGCCACCUUCACUCACUUUCUAACAAACUUACCGGCGUUCUACCAAGUUGUCGUCUUUGUCUGCUGCAAAACCGUCCCUGUACCGUAUGUACCGCAGAAAGAACGGUACCUUAUCGGCCGGAUAGGACCGAAAACUUACAGGAUGUACCGAUGCAUCAUCCGAGCCGGCUAUAAAGACGUGAACAAAGACGGGGACGACUUUGAGGAUGAGCUCGUGAUGAGCAUCGCUGAGUUUAUCCAGCUAGAAUCCGAAGGCUACGGCGGAUCAAACACUGACCGUUCCAUCGACGGUCGGCUCGCUGUUGUGAAAGCGUCAAACAAGUUCGGGACAAGGCUGUCUCGGUCUAUAUCCGAGGCUAACAUCGCAGGCAGCUCGAGAUCACAGACGACAGUAACGAACAGCAAAUCGCCGGUGCUGCUUAGAUUGAGAGCAGAGUAUGAGCAAGAGCUGCCGAAGCUGAGCAUGAGAAGGAUGUUUCAGUUCAGACCAAUGGACACAAAGUUCAGGCAACCGCAGGUGAAGGAAGAGCUGUUUGAUCUCGUGAACGCGAAGGACGCGGAAGUGGCUUACAUUGUCGGGCACGGUCACGUGAAGGCGAAGCGGAACUCAGUGUUUGUGAAACGGCUGGUGAUAAACGUGGCUUACUCUUUCUUGAGGAAGAAUUGUCGGAGCCCAGGCGUGAUGUUGAAUAUUCCUCACAUUUGUUUGAUUAAAGUGGGCAUGAACUAUUACUUGUAA